CCUCGCCCCCACCGCAAAACUCUCCGACAAGCUGGAUCCCGGAACGGGAAGCGGAAAUGGCUGGAGUGACCUUUGACCUCCCCUCCCGCGCCGUGACGGAGGCAACGUCGUUUCUGUGGUAACCGGGCUGCGCGUCCUCCUCGGAGCAGGGGUUGGAGCACGGCGUCUGGAGUUGCAGGAUCAAAAAUGUCAGUACUCACUUCUCCAAGAGGAAAGGUGGAGGUGGUUCAUUGCCGAAGAACAGAGUCACAGGAUAUUUAUUGCAUCAAAAACCUCAUUAGAAAAUUUACCCAGAAGCUGUUUGGGAGUCUUAAUAUCAUCUCUCUUCUGGAGAAGGCAAACCUUGCCAUCACUCUCCACAAUGACCAGGAGGAGAUCAUGGCCCAGGCCACCUUCCUGGACUAUCCCAACUGGAAUGUCGCCCCGCAGGACGACUGGGUGUCUGUGUUCCGGGAGCUGGACAGUGAAAUCCCAUGCACACCUCUGAACACGUUGUUCAUGCACCUCUUUGUGGCCGUGGACGAGUAUUCUGUCGGCUGCUGCAAAGAGAUUAUUCGGACCGUGUUCGAGACGGUGCCAGACCUGCACUUCACAUUCCUCAUCGUGCCGUCCUACAUGAGCCUCGGCUCGACUCUCAUAACUGUGUUUGACCAAGUGGGGAACAUUCCAAGCCUGACGUAUGAUGAGGACUUUGCCGUGCACAUAUGUCACAGGCACAGCCACUACCCUCAGCUACACAUCCGCAAAGCCAGGGUGGAAGAUCACGACGACCUCGUGCCAAUAUUCCUGCACCAUGACACCAUCCUGAAGGAGACUUAUGGCGAAUACUUCCUGGCUGAACUCAUAGAGGCCCAAGAUGAAGAGAAUCAUGCCGUCGUGUGUGAGGUGGAAGGUGUAGCUGUCGGGUUCAUGAGCGUGUGCUCGAGAGUGAACAUGCAGCUCCUGCAUGAGUGCUUUGACUUGGGACCCUUCCACGGACUCUGCACCCCGCAUCCCGACGACGUCCUGGAGCCACCCCAAGAGCUAAGCGUUCAAGGAAGUUCAGGCGCCGAGCUCAGGAGCAGCAGCCAGGAAUGGCAGCAAAUAGUCAAGGAGCCGCAGGAAGCUGUCUCCCCGGAGGCCGGGGAGAGCAUCCAGAGAAAAAGCACAGAAGAAGCCGCAAUGGAGGAAGCUUUAUCACCAGUCCAAAGUGGAAACACUAGUGAGGCGGAGGACACAGAAAAACUCAGUCAAGAGUACAGUGUGGAUUACACGGAUUACUGCAUCAGCAAUAUGAGCUCAGCGGCCAUCUCUCUGCCUGAAGAGACCAGCAACUUCCGCCCCAUCUACAGGGGCGCCUCCACUGCCUUCUGCAUCCAGCUGUUUUGUAUUGACGAGAAGCACGAAGCAAGGUCACUGGACUUUAUGAAUUUUGUUUUCAGUCUUUUUCCUGACAAGAACUUCUGCAUCAUUUCUCUGCCACAUCUCACCCCUGAGUUUGUCCUCAUACAGAACUUCGUGAAGAUCGUCCCCUUCAACAACUGCACCCUGGACCAGGACCUCUACGUCUUCCAUCGGGCAGGAUUGCUCAAGACCAUUAAAAUAAGAUUAGCCACUCUCUCGGAUACUCCUGGUGUUGAAAAUCUCGUCAGCACCCUCAUGCUGAAUAAAAGCAUAUUGGAAGAUUUACAGCAAUACAACGAGGCUCGCAGGGAUCCUGAUGGAACACCACUGCAGGCAUUUGUAGCCGAAGUUGCAGAACAAGUAGUUGGCAUUGCAGUGAUCAGAGAUGAAAUGGAUAUAGAGUACAUACGAUCCCACUACAAUAUUGAAGACUUCAUAUACUUUAGUCACCACCAGCGCGAAGAGCAUGGCCACCUGUAUCACUUUGCCCUGAACCCCAUUUUUCAGCACUACACCAAGUUUUUUCUAAAGGAGAUCCUCCGUUUAGGAUAUAAGUCCUGUCUCUACUACCCUGUUUACCCGCGAACCAAGGAAGGCAAGUUCCAGAGCUCCAGCGCCCACUCGCUGACGUCCGCCCUCCACUACUUGGUUCCCGUGCGGCCCCGACGACAGAUUGUCUAUCCCCUGGAAAAGCUUGGCAUCAACGCCCCAUCAAAGGAGGUCUCCAAGGACGCGUUGAGUUAUGCCUUGAACCAUACAAACAGAAAACUAACGUUGGAACCUAAAAUAACUGUCAACGCCAAGAUUGUAGUGGUUGGUGCGUCCAGUGUUGGAAUUUCCUUCCUAGAGACAUUGAUAUUUUGCUCUCACCUGAAGUUCAGUAAUCUCACCCUGAUUUCAACCCACGGACUCCCAGGGAAAAAACUUCUGGGCACUGAACAAAGGAAGUUUUUAGCAAGCGACCACUGUUAUAAUGACAAAGAUCACACGCUGAUGUCGCUGUGCUCCUGGGUCAACGUGGUGGUUGGUAAAAUGACUGCCAUAGACCGAGCAGCUAAGCAGGUCAUCGUUUCCAGAGAAGAAGUCGUGCCCUACGACCACCUCAUCCUCUGCACCGGGCAGCAGUACCAGGUCCCAUGCCCUACAGGGGCCGACAUUAGUCAACACCCGACAAACAGAGAAGUUCUGAACAGCAGUCUGCGGCGGUACGUGGGCCCGGUUCCCUGCAAUCAUUUCACCCUCAAUGACGAAGAAGAUUGCUUGAAAGCCCUGACUUGGAUCAGGAACAACUCCAUUGCUGCAGAAGGGAAUGUCAUCGUCUAUGGGAACACAAUUGACACAUACACCACGGUGGAGACGCUCUUGAACUUGGGUGUGAGGGGCUCCUACAUCCACCUGGUGCAGCACCCACCCACCUCCAUCAUCACCUGCAUCAACAACUACGCGGUGGAGGGCGCGGUGGAGGAUGUGCUCCGAGCCGCGGGGGUGACCGUCUACCGGGACGCGGUCCUGGCUCAGUGGAAUGAUGGCCUGAACCCAGACCCCAUCCACAGAGCCAGCUUCACCACACCCACCAAGCCCUUCCAGCUCCCCUGCUCCAUGUUCUUCAGCUUCUGUGAGAAGAACGUGGAUUACGAAACAUUCAGAGCCUUCAACGACGCGUGCCUUGUCUACGACGGCCGACUUGUGAUCGACACCAACUUCCACACCAAUGACAUAGCCAUCAGAGCUGCCGGCUCCCUCACCAAGUUCUCCAACAGGUAUUACUCGAAUGAGUGGACUCAUAGCAACUUCAAUUCCAAGGAAAUUGGCUUCCAGCUGGCAGCAACGAUGCUCAACCUCUUUGACCCGACCCUCGAGCCUGUGACUGAGCCGCCGGCUGACCUUGACCGACUCAUCCCCAUGUACAAGGGAGCCAAGAUCAAAGGAGGCAUCCUCCCUGGGUCGUACCAUUAUCUGCAUAUCGCCAAGCCCGCCAUCCCAACCCCAUUGGAGGUACAAAUGGCCCAGUCUGAUUUUGGUUCAGAAAUAGUAACAGGUAACGUGAAGAACGGGACUUACUUCCGAAUCCACACCAACAAGUACAAGAUGGUGGAAACCAUCACGUGCCUUUCCAAAGUGCCUUUCCCUACCUCCAACUACAUCCGCCUGUUCGGCCAGCACGAGCAAGUCCUCAACAACCUGUGCACUCGGUACAAGGACGGGCUGGUCCCAGACCUCUACAGCUACUUCACGGAGCCGUGGUGCAUGGCCCUCUUUCACGAUCGUUUUAUUGAUCUCCGGAAAGAGUUACGCCAGAUCUUAUCCUCCAGGGAGGCACACAUCCUCAAACGCAAUGGCGGCUGCUUCUCAUGGCUCCCGCUGAGCCUCCCGAAACCUUUUAGGCAGGAGAACAUGUUUGCCGUGGGUCACUCUGCAGUGCAUAAACUCGGCCUGGCAGUGGGCCCUGGCAGGAGAGCAGGGAGACUGCAAGUGGCCUUUGCAGAAGAUGCUCUAAGGCUUCCCCAACCAUCCUUGUGGGUUCUCUACGUUUCCAGAAAGGGGAACCUCUGCAAGAAGAGCCUCCACUGGGGGACUGUGCUGACAUCUGUCAAGUGCAAAGGCCACAGGAGGUGUUGGGGCCUGUAGUGGUGUCUGCCUGUAGCUCAGAUACACAUGGAACAGGGACUCAGAGAGCUGGGGGAGGAGAAAGGGAGGGCUUGUGUGCGAGCACGGGCACAGAAGAAUGGCCCCAAGGAAGUGCCGGCCACCAAAAGUCAGAGUGACUGUGAGAGGUAUGGUGGAGACAGGCCAACAGUGAAAGUGGUAAUGAGCUAGAGAUAGAGAUUAGAUAGAGAUAGAGAUUAGAUAGAGAUAGAGAUUAGAUAGAGAUAGAGAUAGUCAUACAAACAGACAUGCAGGAAUUUCACUGAGGAGUCUGGUAAUAGGAAAACAAAGCAGAUAGCCUUCACUACAGAAUAACAGUAAUUCCUUUUAUCAAAUAUUGAGAUGAUGUAACCCACUUAAUUUCACUUUCUACCUUGUCUUCAGGGAAGUACAGAAGUUCAAUCCCAUUAACUAUGAUGUCCUAGCAUUCAGUUUAUCAAUUUUCCCCUCCCUCCACGUGUGGCGAAAGAAAUAAAUGACUAUUAUCUAGGACUGUCAUCAUAAGUCAUAUGUAGAUUUUAAAUGUGUAUAUGAUUUAUUUUGAAAACAAGAUCAUUAUAAGACAUCUCAAAUCCUUUUGUGGAAGUCAAAAGGGGAAUGGCUUAUAAAUCCUCUGGUCAUGCAUCUAGCCAAAGAGCCACUGACCAAGGUGAAAUUCUGUGUAGUCAAAAUCAUCCUUCAGAAAGAUGGAUAUUGAUAGAGUCGGGAAAAAAUAGUUUGAAAAUAAUAGAGACUUUAAUAUCUCACUUUCAGUAAUGGAUAGAACCAGGUAGAAGAUUAACAAGAAAAUAGAGGACUUGAAUAGCACUAUAAACCAACCAGACCUAACAUAUAUACAGAGCACUCGACCCAACAACAGCAGGAUGCAUGGUCUUCUCAAGUGCGUGUGGAACAUUCUCCAGGACAGGCCACCAAACAAGUGUCAAUAAAUUUUUAAAAACUUAAACCAUACAGAGUAUAUUCUCCAACCACAAUGAAAUGAGACUAGAAAUCAACUAGAAAGUGAACAACAGAUUCUUAAGCAACUUCUUUGGUUUCAAAGAAGAAACCAAAUGGGAUGUUAGAAGUACUUAGAGACAAAUGAAAAUGAAAACACAACCAACCAAAAUUUAUGGGAUGCAAAGAGAAAACAGUUUUCAUAGAGAAAUUUAUAGCUGUAAAUGCUUACAUUUAAAAAACAGCAAAGCCCUCAAAUCAGUAACUUAAUUCUACUCCUUAAGGAACUAGAAGAAAUAAAACCAAACUAGAAAAAGAAAACCAAACUAAACCCAAUGCUAGCAGAAGGAAGGACAUAAUAAACAUUAGAGUGGAGAUAAAUGAAAUAAAGAAUUUAAAAAACAGAGAAAACUGAUGAAACCAAAAGCUGGCUCUUUUAAAAGUUCAACAAAAUAAACCUUUAGCUAGAUUAAUCAAGAAAAAAAGACUCAAAUCCCUAAUGAAAUGAAAAUGGGGACAUUUACCAACCUUAAAUAAUAAAGGUUUAAAAAAGAAUAUUAUGAACAAUUGUAUGCCAACCAAACAGAUAACCUAGAUG
Balaenoptera acutorostrata (minke whale) is the source of this 5563-nucleotide messenger RNA. RefSeq names its product cilia and flagella associated protein 61 (gene CFAP61). NCBI's taxonomy places the organism in Eukaryota, Metazoa, Chordata, Mammalia, Artiodactyla, Balaenopteridae. The record is from RefSeq and is a predicted model, not a curated record. Bases 187 to 4011 code for a protein of 1274 amino acids. The transcript has 27 exons.